Urocitellus parryii (Arctic ground squirrel) is the source of this 823-nucleotide messenger RNA. RefSeq names its product sterile alpha motif domain containing 5 (gene Samd5). Lineage: Eukaryota; Metazoa; Chordata; Mammalia; Rodentia; Sciuridae. Gene Ontology annotation, molecular function: protein binding. The record is from RefSeq and is a predicted model, not a curated record.
AUGUGCACCAACAUAGUUUACGAGUGGCUGAAAGCGCUGCAGCUCCCGCAGUACGCGGAAUCCUUCGUGGAUAACGGCUACGAUGACCUGGAGGUGUGCAAGCAGAUCGGAGAUCCGGACCUGGACGCUAUCGGGGUGCUGGCGCCCGCACACCGCAGACGCAUCCUGGAGGCCGUGCGCCGGCUGCGGGAGCAGGACGCUGCCGCCGCGGGCCUCUACUUCACACUGGAGCCGCAGCCGGCGUCGCCGGGGCCUCCAGCGGACGACAUGCCCCCCUGCCGCCGGGGGGAGCCGUGCGGCGGCCCARCCCAGGGUACCUGCGGAGACCCCCGCGGCCAGACGACCGCCCCCCGGAGUAGGGAGCUGGUGAGCUACCCCAAACUGAAGCUGAAGAUCAUGAUCAGGGAUAAACUCGUUCGAGAUGGCAUCCACCUGAGCAAGCCCCCUUACUCCCGAAAGGUCCCCAUGGCUGGCAUCCUAGAGUACUUAAUGAAUUGGCCGAAGUCGUCACAGAACCGCUAGAUAUCAUUUUUGAGAACUCGUGGAGGACUGAUGAGGUGCCUGAAGACUGGAAAAGGGCAUAUUUAGAAUCUUCUUUCAAAAAGGGAAAUGGAUGGUGACCCUGGAUAUACUCAUCAGCUUAACUUUUUGCUUGGAAAAAUUCUGGAAUAAUCAACUUAGGAAACUGGGUAACUGACUUUUAAGAGCCAGAAAUAAGGUAGUGAAAUAUCACAGAUAAAUUACUGAGUUCAUUUUUUUAAAAGGCCACACCAGCAUGAGACACAGUCUUACGCACACACUGGGAUCUUCCCCUCCAUUCUGU